UAUUUUAACACUAGUUUCUGUCCCUUGGUUUUCAGUUUCCAUGUGUCCAAGCAAAUGGUUUGAACUUAUCGACAGCUUACUACAACUACUAAAUUUGAAUGAGCUUUAUGAGAGUGACUUAUUCCAGGGUUUCAAAUUGAACUCUUGAACUAUACGCACUCAUCUGUUUCCUUACACCGUAAGAGAUAAGAGGAAAGUUUAACACACUUGUCUGUAGGAGUAGCAGAAAUGUGUGGAAAAACAGAAGACAUCGCAUAUAUACACAGCUCUGUGAAGACUAAAUUAUUUAUGGAGAACACACAAAGAAUCGACAACAGAGAUUUUCCUUCAGGAUGCAGUAUGUUGCAUGGAGAGAGAUCAAACCCAUCAGAGUCCAGCUGUGUGUCCAUGAAGAGUGACCAGUCUAUGGGCAAGCCAAUAAAAUUUAAAGGAAGACAAACAUCGACUGAUCUAAGAGGGAGAUCAAACCCUCCAGAGGCCAGCUGUGUGUCCAUGAAGAGCAACCAGUCUAUGGGCAAGCCAAUAAAAUUUAAGGAAAGACAAACAUCAACUGAUCUGAGUCUAAGAGAUAGAUCAAACCCAUCGGAGCCCAGCUGUGUGUCCAUGAAGAGUGACCAGUCUAUGGGCAAGCCAAUAAAAUUUAAGGGAGGACACACAACAACUAAUCUGAGUAUUUUGCACAGAGAGAGAUCCAACCCACCAGAGGCCAGCUGUUUGUCCAUGAAGAGUGACCAGUCUAUGGGCAAGCCAAUAAAAUUUGAAGGAAGACACACAUCAACUGAUACGAGUCUGUUGCACAGAGACAGAUCAAACAAAUCAGAGACAGACUGUGUGUCCAUGAAGAGCGACCAGUCUAUGGGCAAGCCAAUAAAAUUUAAGGGAAGACAAGCAUCAACUGAUCUGAGACUGUUGUAUAGAGAUAGAUCAAACCCACCAGAGUCCAGCUGUGAUUCGAUGAAGAGCAUCCUGUCUAUGGACAAGCCAGUAAAAUGUAAGGGAAGACACACAUCAACUAAUCUGAGCACAUUCAAAUCAAAUCUAAUGAAGAAGUUUCAGUGUCUGCAUGAAGGAACAGAAAAACAGGGAAACCCAACCUUCCUGAAUGAGAUCUACACAGAGCUCUACAUCACUGAGAGUAAAAGUGGCGAGAUCAAUAAACAACAUGAGGUGAGACAGAUUGAGACACAAUCCAGGAGAGCAGAAACAGAGGACACACCAAUCAAAUGCAAUGACAUCUUUAGACCUUUACCUGAACAAGAAAAACCCAUCAGAAUUGUGCUGACAAAGGGAGUCGCUGGCAUUGGAAAAACAGUCUCUGUGCAGAAGUUUAUUGUGGACUGGAGUGAAGGGAAAGCAAAUCAAGACAUCCAGCUCAUAUUUCCACUUCCUUUCAGAGAGCUCAACUUGAUGAAAGACACAAAACUCAGUCUUUUAGAUCUACUUAAGUAUUUUUUUCCUGAAACAAAUGAAAUGAAAAUAUCCAGUGAUGCAAAUAAAGUUUUCUUCAUCUUUGAUGGUCUGGAUGAGUGUCGUCUGUCUCUGGAUUUUCAGAGCAAUGUGAGGUUGUGUGAUUUAAGUAAAUCUGAAACAGUGGAUGUGCUACUGACGAACCUCAUUGAGGGAAAUCUGCUGCCCUCUGCUCUUAUCUGGAUCACCUCCAGACCAGCAGCAGCUGAUCUCAUCCCCUCUGAGUUUGUCCAUCGAGUGACAGAGGUACGAGGCUUCAGUGACCCAAAGAAGGAGGAAUACUUCAGAAAGAGAAUCAGUGAUCAGAGUCUGGCCAACAAAAUCAUAUCACACCUGAAGUCAUCAAGGAGCCUCCACAUCAUGUGUCACAUCCCAGUGUUCUGCUGGAUUUCAGCCACUGUUCUAGAGGGAAUGUUGGUGGAAUCAUGGAAAGGAGAGAUCCCUAAAACUGUUACUCAAAUGUACACACACUUCCUGAUCCUUCAGACAAACAUUAAACAUGAGAAGGACUAUGAGAAGAAAGUGAAAGACGAAGACAUGAUCCUCAAACUGGGAAAACUGGCUUUUCAGCAGCUUGUGAAAGGCAACUUAAUCUUCUAUGAUGAAGACCUGAACGAGUGUGGCAUUGAUGUGACUGAAGCAUCUGUAUACUCAGGAUUGUGCACACAGAUCUUCAAAGAGGAAUUCGGCUUGUAUCAGGGGAAGGUCUUCUGCUUCGUCCAUCUGAGCAUUCAGGAACAUCUAGCAGCUCUGUAUGUGCACCUCUCCUUUACAGACUACAUAAAUGUGUUCGACCAAGCCACCGAACAAAAUGUUUUCUCUAAGGUCUUAAAUUGGAUGAAAAAUAAUUCAUUAUCUGGCCUACAUCAGACAGCUGUGGAUGAGGCUUUACAGAGUAAGAAUGGACAUCUGGACCUUUUCCUGCGUUUUCUUCUGGGUCUUUCACUGGAGUCUAAUCAGACUCUCUUACAAGAACUAAUAACACAGACAGGAAGCUGCUCCUACGAUAAAAAGGAAACAGCUGAAUACAUCAAACAGAAGAUCAGGGAGAAUCCCUCUCCAGAGAGAUGCAUUAAUCUGUUCCACUGUCUGAAUGAACUGGGUGAUGAUUCACUAAUGCAGGAGAUCCAGGAUUAUCUGAGAACUGGAAAAAUAAAUCAAAUAAAACUAUCUUCACAGUGGUCAGCUCUGGUUUUUGUGUUGCUGACAUCAGAGCAGAAGAUGGAAAAGUUUGAUCUAAAAAAAUUUAUGGGAGCUCAAAAUACAGCAGAUGAAGUUGUUCAGAAACUGCUGCCUGUGAUUAAAGAAUCCAGAUCAGCUCAAUUGUGUAAGUGUGGUGUCACAGAUAAAGGUUGUGCUAGUCUGGCUACAGCUCUAAGCUCAAACCCCUCACACCUGAGAGACCUGAAUUUAUCUGGAAAUAAGAUACAAGAUGCAGGAGUGAAACUGAUCUCAGAUGGACUGAUGGAUCCUCACUGUAACCUGGAAUCACUGCAGUUGAGUGAUUGUGGUGUGACAGAUGAAGGUUGUGCUGCUCUGGCUUCAGCUCUAAGAUCAAACCCCUCACACCUGAGGUAUUUGGACCUAACUGGAAAUAAACUAAAAGAUCUAGGAAUUAAUCUGAUCUCUUCUGUACUGGAUGAUCCUCAUAUUAAAAUGAAAACACUGCGGUUGAGUGAUUGUGGUGUCACAGAUAAAGGUUGUGCCGUUCUGGCUUCAGCUCUGAGAUCACACCCUUCACAACUGAGAUACCUGAAUUUGUCUCGAAAUAAACUAGGACCAUCAGGAGUGAAAUUGCUCUCUAAUGGACUGGAGGACCCUCAGUGUAAUCUGGAGAUACUCUGGUUGAUUAAUUGUGGCAUCACAUAUAAAGUUUGUGCUGCUCUGGCUUCAGCUUUGAGAUCAAACCUCUCACACCUAAGACAUCUCAAUUUGUCUGAAAAUAAACUACAAGACAAAGGAGUGGAUCUGCUAUGUGAUGGGCUGAGGGAUCCUCACUGUAAACUCGAAACACUGUGGCUGAUGGAUUGUAGUGUUACAGAUAAAGGUUGUGCUGUUCUGGCUUCAGCUCUGAGAUCAAACCCCUCUCACCUACAAAAACUGGAUCUGACUAGAAACUUUCUUGGAAAGUCACAAAUGAAGUUGCUCUCUGCUCUGAAGGAUGAUACGGAUUAUGAACUGAAGACACUUCUGUUUUAGACGUUAGUGUUACUUUCUCUGGAUCAUCACAUCACAUUUAAUAAAGACAACUCCAUAGUGAUCAUAACACACAGAUGUUAAACGGGUCAGAUGUGUAAAACAAGGAAACAGUUUCUUCUUUUCUCUACAUUUACAUUUCAUAUUAUAAAAUUAUCUUCUGUUUAAUCCAUAAUCCAAUACAUUUCAGAUCAACAACAAAAAAAAGAAAAUUAAAAUUAAAUCUGUGUAUGUUAGAAAUCUAAAUAUGAUGGUUUACUUUAUUGGCCUAUUGGACAUUGUUGCAUUAAUAGAUGAUAUAUAUGAUAUUUUCACUUAAUAAUGCAAUGUGUUGCCUCCUUUGUCACAUUACAUUUGUUGCUCUUAGGGAUUCAAAUGAGAAAAUCCUAUUUACCUUUCUAGUUUAUACUUGUAUUUUCUUCUAUUGAUAGAAGUGUUGCAAUUAAUUCAUUUUAAAUGUAUUAGCUUAUAUUUAUAUUUAAAACUUUAUAGCUUUUUAUGUUUGAAUAAUACAAUUUGCUGUGCUACCCCUUGUCCUUUGCCGUGCUGUUAAUUUUUCAUGACCUGUGUUUUUGUUUUGUUUUGUUUUGUUUUGUUUUGUUUUUAUUUUAACAUAAGUUUUGUGUUAAAUAAAUUGAUGUUUAGUUUUGAUAUCUCAGAUCUGAGCAAUUGUUCUUCUAGACUUCUACAAGAUAAUUUCUCCAAGACAUUGCAACAUUUCUCAAUUUUACAGACCUGUAGAAAGCUUUUUUUAAAUGAGAAGAAAUAAAUAAACACCAAUUUCCCAUUAGAGACCUCCUACACAGUGGCGUACGGGACAAGAUUUUGGCCAGAUGUUUUAAACAAAAAAAAAAGUUUACUGCAUGGAUAAAAAAACGCUACCUGUAUUAAAGUGUUUUGAGAGGAAAAAAAUAUAUGUUGCAUUUUAUAAUUACAUUCAAAAACAAUGUAGCCUAAAAUACAGGAAAAUAUAAACAUUAUGAACACAGGCUAUUUUAUAAACUUCCCUCCACAACAAACCAUCUAUAUUUAACAGUAUUUAGUCUAUAUAAACGUCAAGCCAAAAACAAAUUAAUUUAAAGGGAAACAUCUAGUUUAUGUACGUAACCCUCGUUCCUUAAAGGAGGGAACGGAAACCUUAUGUAAGAAUUGACUGACGAAUGGGGGUCUCGCCUGAGAGCCCAAUCAUCUUCGAGUGGUAACAAAAUGAGACAAUGGUACAUUGAUAACCUUGGUCUGCGGAAUUUGCAUCCCGAGGUCCAACACCGCUGUCUGUGGGUAUAUAAGGUGCAGUGCGAGCAACUCGCAUUCAAGUCUUCCAGGCUGCAGAAAAGUCAGAUUGUGCAGAGGACUCAACUGGUUCC
Carassius gibelio (silver crucian carp) is the source of this 5027-nucleotide messenger RNA. RefSeq names its product NACHT, LRR and PYD domains-containing protein 3-like. NCBI's taxonomy places the organism in Eukaryota, Metazoa, Chordata, Actinopteri, Cypriniformes, Cyprinidae. The transcript has 15 exons. Gene Ontology annotation, molecular function: protein binding. The record is from RefSeq and is a predicted model, not a curated record. The coding region runs from base 229 to 3666 and encodes 1145 amino acids.